This is a messenger RNA of Anopheles nili, 3033 nucleotides long. RefSeq names its product Y+L amino acid transporter 2. Lineage: Eukaryota; Metazoa; Arthropoda; Insecta; Diptera; Culicidae. The record is from RefSeq and is a predicted model, not a curated record. Gene Ontology annotation, cellular component: membrane. Gene Ontology annotation, biological process: amino acid transmembrane transport. Gene Ontology annotation, molecular function: L-amino acid transmembrane transporter activity. The coding region runs from base 1 to 1515 and encodes 504 amino acids. The transcript is spliced from 8 exons.
AUGGAGGACGAGGCGUUGAAUAAAACCGAGAAGCCACAGCUUCGCAAGGACUCGCUGAAAAGUGCCAAGGAUGAGGGUACGAACGGGGACGCGGCCAACGGUGGUGGCGGUGGGGGUGACAUCGUCCUCAAGCCAAAGAUGACGCUCGUCAACGGUAUCACUGUGAUCGUGGGGUCCAUCAUUGGGUCCGGCAUUUUCGUCUCACCGACCGGCGUCCUGAUCAACACGGGCAGCGUCAACAUGUCGCUGAUUGUGUGGAUUCUGUCGGGGCUUUUUUCGAUGGUUGGUGCGUACUGCUACGCGGAGCUGGGUACGAUGAUCAAAAAGUCCGGUGCCGAUUACGCGUACAUCAUGGAAACGUUCGGUCCGUUUCUGGCGUUUAUCCGGCUCUGGAUCGAGUGCAUGAUCGUGCGUCCUUGCUCGCAAGCCAUCGUCGCCCUCACGUUCAGCGUGUACGUCCUGAAACCGUUCUUCCCCGAAUGCCAACCACCGGAGGAUGCGGCCCGCCUGCUUGCCGUCUGCUGCAUCCUGGUGCUGACGUUCAUCAACUGCUGGGACGUGAAAUGGGCGACGGCCGUCCAGGACAUCUUCACCUACGCGAAGCUGCUCGCUCUGUUCGUCAUCAUCGGUGCCGGCGGUUACUUUCUGUUCCAGGGCCACACGGAACACUUCACGUUCGAUAACACCAAGACCGAGGUAACGUCACUGGCAUUGUCCUUCUACUCGGGCCUGUUCGCCUAUAACGGCUGGAACUAUUUGAACUUCAUCAUCGAGGAGCUGAAGGACCCGGUGAAGAACCUGCCCCGUGCCAUCGCCAUUUCCUGCACGCUCGUCACGGUUGUGUACGUGUUUACCAACGUGUCCUUCUACACCAUCCUGUCGCCGGAAGAGGUGCUCGGUUCGGAGGCGGUCGCAGUCACUUUCGCCGACCGGGUGUUUGGCAUGUUUGCGUGGACGAUACCGGUGUUUGUCGCCUUGUCGACGUUCGGAGCGGUGAAUGGCAUUCUGCUUACCUCUUCCCGGCUGUUUUACGCCGGUGCCUGCGAAGGCCAGAUGCCGGAAAUCCUUACCAUGAUCCAAAUCCAGCGUCUCACACCGACACCGGCGGUGCUCAUCAUGGCGCUGCUGUCCAUGCUUUAUCUGACGGUUUCCGACAUAUUCGCGCUGAUUAACUACGUCGGAUUUGCCACUUGGCUGAGCAUCGGCGCCGCCGUUUUGUGCCUUCCGUGGCUUCGGUGGAAGCAGCCCAAGCUGAACCGUCCGAUCAAGGUGAACCUUAUCUUCCCCAUCCUGUAUCUGAUCGCGACCGUCUUCGUCACCGUCGUGCCGAUGAUUGCCAGCCCCGUCGAGACCGGAUACGGGUGUCUCAUGAUCCUGACCAGCAUCCCCGUCUACUGCAUAUUUAUCGCGUGGCGAAACAAACCGAAGUGGUUCAACCGCUCGAUGGUGGCACUGACGCGGUUCCUCCAGAAAAUGCUCAUGGUCGUAGGAAAGGCCAAACCAGCUCAGGUUUAAACAUGUACGCAUUAAAAGAUCAUCAAAAAGAUGCCAUUGUUGUCUCGACGCCGACCAAAAUACAAAAGGACACGCAUACAACAUUCCGCAGGGGACUAGCAAGGACAUGAAUGAUAAGGGAUGUUUCGAGUCCUUGUUCGCCGAUAUUUUAAUGUGUUUUGUUUUGUAAACAAUCCUUCCUGAAGGCUGUUGAAUUGUAAUUGUUUUUAACUAUUCUGUAACAUUUAAUUGUUUGACUCCAGUCUUUUUAGAGUGUUUUCUAAGUAAACCGAUAAAAGCGCAUGAACGGAAAAAUUGAUGAAGAAAUAACCAUUUAUCUCACGUACAAUUGUGCUACGUUUCGCACAGAUAUCUCACCCAUACUAUGUUUGGAAGUUCAAGAUACGUCAAGAAAUUAGAAAUUCAGCAAAAAACUUAUCAUGAAACCUCCCAAGCAGCUGGGAAAAACAGUUUCCUACGUUGUGGCAUUUGCAUUCCUCUUCAUGAGCCUGUUACGAAAAGCGGAUAAAAGUUACUUCUUGUUUGCGGCACUUCCUUUCGCUGCAUUUCAGUUGGACCUGCAGUGCAGUAUGUCCGGACAAGAUUUAUUCCACCUUCCAUUACGGUCAACGAAAGGCACAUAUCAAUAUUUUAAUCGGAUUGAGUACGUUCUGUCGAAAUCAAAAUGGUGCUUGCUUGCGUUAUUAGCAUUAUUCUCUUUUGAGCGCUACUCUACGGAGGUAAAAUAUUAGCGAACGCAGUCAGUGUGCUUGGUAUAUUCGAAAACAAACCAAUUUAAUCGAAAAAAAGGAACACAACUACUAAAACUUGGUUUGCAUCCCUGCAAUACCAGUUGCAUGAAACGUAUUCAAAUUAUAGCUAAAAGACUAUGUCGUUUAAAAGUUAGAAUUGAUUUACACGGAGCUUCCAUGGGCCUGGUUUCUAUCGGCUGGGUGAUCAGCAUCGUUAGACCGGUGGCGGUAAAUUAAAGGACAGCUGAAAAAAGAAAUUCUGGUGCACACGUGUUGCGAAAACGUGUAAUCACAAGCUCUAGCAAGCGCGUAAAGGAAGUUGAUCAUGCAAGGGAAAAAAACGCACACGCAAAGAAUGAGCUAUGUUGUUGACAAUAAUAGGCACAAAUUCGCAAAACGCAUAACACGCCGAGGAAACUGGCUGUCGAAUAAAUGUAUUAUCAUACUCAAUCAUCAUGCUCGAAUAGAGAAUAUACCGUUAGGUGUCAUAUAGUUCUAUAUGUAUAUAAGAUAACUGAAGGCAUAAAGCAACCCGCAUAUACAUCCUCAAAAUAUUUAUGAAACAAAAAAGAAGAACUACAAAAGCUUUGAAGGAGAUAUAAAGCCAGGCAGAGAAAACGGAAAAGAGAAAAUUCCGAAGGCGGAACGAGGAGAAGAAGGGUUCCACUAUUGCGAGAAAAUAGCGAUGUAUCAGUGUAAUGUAAAGUAUUGUCAAAUAUACCCAAAACUCAAUCACAUCUUGCAUUUCCGAAGCCAAUUUGUGGAAAGAAUUCGACAGAUUUUAUUG